This is a messenger RNA of Anopheles funestus (African malaria mosquito), 1562 nucleotides long. RefSeq names its product nuclear envelope integral membrane protein 1-like. Gene Ontology annotation, cellular component: nuclear envelope. Bases 169 to 1407 code for a protein of 412 amino acids. The transcript is spliced from 3 exons. The record is from RefSeq and is a predicted model, not a curated record. Lineage: Eukaryota; Metazoa; Arthropoda; Insecta; Diptera; Culicidae.
CGGCCGCUUAGGAGGGAUGCAGACAGACAAACGGUGGCAUCAGUUUUACGCGGUGCUUUAAUUUCGGGAUUACUCAAGGUUCUAGUUAGAUUAAAAUGCACUUCGAAAGGUUACAAGUGUGAAAUUGUUAGCUAAUCGAAACACAGGUAGCAGAAAGGAACGUACGUAAUGCAUUGGUUCAGUUGUUGUUUCACGGCUGUGGUAGCAUUUUGCCUUCUGCCGCUUCUAUGCUACGGUAAAGAAAACGAAGAACAGAAAGAUGUCAUAUUCCUCGAACCGGGGCGGCUUGUAUCGUACACGUACGACGAAUGGAGCAUCGCUAGACCCGGUCUGUUCGUGUAUUGCUACCCGGGCCAAGAGCUGACACUUCUGAACGCUUUCUGUACCGUUUCGAUACGAAUGCACUGUGACCAUGAUAACUACAACCAGUACCCGGGCAGUUCUCCGGCAGAGGUUAAGAAACACUACAAAGCGGAACAGAGUCUGUUCAGCUUCAAUGUGUUUGCCUCACGCAAACGAAGGCAGGUGGAACUGGAACCCUUCAACCAGAGCUGUCUCGGUGUUGUUUCAUCCGGGAAGUACGAAAUAGAGGUACUGCUUAAUCGGUUCGAUUUGUGGCGCGUUGGAUUGUUGGUUUUUGGCGUGCUGCUGUUCUACAUUGCGCUACCGAUGAGCCAAAAUCCGCUCUUCUACUACACCGGUGGCAUUCUGAUUGGAUUGACAUCGUUCGCGCUCGCACUCGUGUACAUGUUCAGCAAGCUGAUGCCGUACCGACCGCUCAUGCUCGGUGUAAUGGUUGGCGGUUGGACACUAGGCUUUUACGGCAUGCAGAUGAUGUACGAAAACUUGCGUCUAAUCUUCGUGCUUUACCAACAUUACGUGUUUUGGUACCUGGCCAUCGUUGGAUCGAUUAGUUUCUUCGUGUGCUAUCGGCUCGGCCCACCGAAAGAUCAUCGCAGCAUACGGGUCAUCCAAUGGACGCUGCAAUUGAUCGCCCUCACGAUGGUGUUCUUCUCUAGCUACCAGCGUACACUCGCUACCGGGUUUGUGCUUGUCGUCAUUGGUGCUUACUACCACGCCACACCGUUGGCCGCGAUACGCUGGAUACGUAAUCGAUUUCGUAGCCGGUACCCGGGCCGGCGACGGUUGCUUACGGUGGACGAGUUCGAGGAGCAGGGUCGGAUCGAAACGGAUCGUGCACUAAAAGAUCUGCGUGAAUACUGCCGCAGUCCGGAGUGUAAGCAGUGGACGACGAUGAUGAAGUUGCGCGAUCCGGUGCGUUUUGCAUCGUUCGUCGAAGGAUCACCGCACGUGAUGGAUGAGGAAUGCUACGAGUACGACAAUGUUCACUCCAGCCUAAGCCAUGACGAAUCGGAAGAACUGCUGGAAUCGAGCGAAGCGGAAUAGAACUGAGACAAGAGAGACGUUCACAUCACCCGUGGAGGAGAAGAUAAAACAAAUGAUCAACAUAAACGCCAUAAACGGAACGGAUUGUAAUGUGCUGCGCUGUAUUAGUUCUAAAUAUAGUUUUCCUAUCCCGAAGCGAAUGGGAUAACACACAA